This is a messenger RNA of Plasmodium yoelii, 3360 nucleotides long. Its product is annotated as conserved Plasmodium protein, unknown function. The record is from RefSeq and is a predicted model, not a curated record. The transcript has a single exon. The coding region runs from base 1 to 3360 and encodes 1119 amino acids. NCBI's taxonomy places the organism in Eukaryota, Apicomplexa, Aconoidasida, Haemosporida, Plasmodiidae.
AUGCAUUAUUUUACGAAGAAUAAAGAAAGUUCUGAAAACAAAAGAUCUGAUUUCAUAACAAAUAGUAAGAUUAUAAAAAAAAAUGAACAAAGGAUAAAUGAAAAUGUUUUUAAUGAAGGAAAUAAAUUAGAAAAUGGAUAUCAAAACGGUAUGUCUAAAGAGAAUACAAAUUAUAAAAAUGGAUUAGAUGAUAGUAAAAAUUCUUUUUUAAAUUCUAGUUAUAAAAGUGGAAUGGGAAAUUAUUUGAAUAAUAGUACAAACAAAGAUGUAAGCACAAUAAAUGAUAAUAAUUAUGUUACGAACAAUAAUGAGGUAAAUCAAAAUAAUAAUAAACUUAAUAAAAAAAAUAAUGAUUUGGGUAAUUUUACUAGUGUCUAUGAAAGUUUCUCGAACGAAGUUCCCAAAGAUGUAUAUAAUUUACAAAAUGAAAGAAGAAAAAAUAUGUCAAAGAAUAAUUACCAAUAUAAAAAUUCCAAAGAAAGUGAACUUAAGCACGGAACCAGUAAUAGUAACAAUAAUAAUGGGGAAAAUGGGGGAGAAAAAAAACAAAUAUUUUCCAGAGACAACAGUAAGGCAGAAAAUAUAAAUCCUGGAAUCCUAAAUUAUAAAAGUAUAAAUGUAAAAAACGAAUUCAUGUCGUUUAUAAAUAGUAUAAAAAAUUACAAUGAUGAAAAUGAUUCAUAUAAAAAAAAUUAUUUAGAAAAAGAAAACCAAAUACAAAAUAAAUUAUCAAAUGACAAUGGGAAAAUAAAAGAAGAAAAAUUAUUUGAUAGUAAUAAUUAUAUGGCUAAUAAAAACAUGGAUGAAGUUUAUAAUAAUUCUGAUAAUAUUAAAAAUCCAAAUAUUAGUGAAUCUAAUAAAAAUAAUUAUGAACCAAAGAACAAUGUAAAUAUACAAUCUGAAUAUAAAACAUUUGAUCAGUUUUUUGAUUCCGGUUAUGAACAAAAUUAUGGCACUAAAAAAAAUACUACUAAUUUAAAAAAAAAUAAUAGUACCAUACAAUCAAAUUCAAAGGUAGAUAAAAAUGCACACAAUCCUAUAAUUGAACAAAAUGAUAUACAUAGCAAACAAACAUUAUCGAAAAAUCAAAUCAACUAUAAUAAUAACGAACAAAAUAUUGAUUAUAAUGUGGGGCAUAAUAAUGAAAUAUAUAAUAGUCGUCAAAGUGAUAACAUGCAUUAUAAUGAAGAAUUAGCUAUCGAAAAAAGGGAAAGAAAUGGACAGUUAGGUCAAUCUAAUAAUCAUUAUAAUAAUGGAGAAGAAGCUAAUAGUGAAUUUAUAAAUAGUACAGAUGACCGAGAGAUUCAAAAAAAGGGUGUGCACAAUAUUAGCAACAGUAGUAGUAAUAAUAAAGCUGAUAAUUCUUUAUCACAUUCCAAUAUGUCUAUGAAUAGCUAUGACAAACUUAAUGGGGAAUAUUUCGAAAAUAUGACGGGUUCAGUGAGACAAAAAAACAGUUCUAUAAAAGAUGAAAAUAAUUCCAUUGAUUUAGUAGAUAAUGAACAAUCGAUGAACCAAAUGAUGGAAUCAAAUAACCACCCGAUGCAAAUAGCUAAUCAUAAAAUAAAAACGAAUCCAUAUUAUGAAAGAAAUACCGUGAAAUUUGAAGACUCAAACACUACAAUGAGGCAAUCGAUUAAAUCUUCAUAUGGAAAAGAAGAACAAACAGAAAAUUAUUAUGUUGAUAAAAGAGAUAGAACAAUGUCAAAUAAUUUUCUACAUCAAUCUAGAAAUAAUGAUGAUAAAAUAAAAAAAAAUGAUACGUAUGGACAAAAUAAUAAAGGGUAUAUGAAUAAAACAGCAUUUGAAAAUCAAAAAAGUAAUACAGAAAAAUACAAUAAUCAUAAAAAUAGUAUUUUAAAAAAUGACACUAUAAAGUUACACCAAAGCCAAGAAAUAGCAUUAAAAGGUGGUUAUUCAGAUUAUGGAAAUACUGUUGAUAUAUUAAGAAGUCGAAAAAUAACAACUAACCAAAAUAUAAUGGAUUCACGAAGUAACUUACUAGAUUCUAAUAUUAUUGUUAUGGAGAAAAAUAAUAGCUAUAGAGAAUUUAAAAAUGGAAUUAAAGAUUCAGCAGACGAAUUAUUAACUAAAUCUAAAGAUGAUUACGAAAAAUUAGAUGAUAGUAUAUCCAGAACAAAUAAUACACAAAUAAACUCUAAAUAUAUAGAAAGACAAAUCAAAUCAAAACAUAUUUUAGGGGAUUCAGAGAGUUUAAGGGGAGGAAAAAAUGUAGAGAGACAUAUGAGCAAAAAUUUGAUAACAAAUAUGAAUAUGAACGAAGACAAUAGAAGAGGAAGCUACUCGAAACGAUCAGAAUUUUCUAUAGAAGAUUCAAGAGAAAGUUUAACAGAAUAUGAUUUAAAAUCUUCAAUAAAUAAUUAUGACAUAGAAAAAAGUGAUCAAUCUGAUUCAGUUAAUGAAUAUAUGAAUAAAAAUAAAAAAAUUGAAUCAAAACGUUUUUAUGAAAAUAAAAAAGAGUAUUUACAUAGAAGUGAAAAUAUUAAUAGAAAGAAAAUUCCCAUAGAAUAUAAAAAGUUCAAUACAUAUGUAAAUGAUAUAGAUAAAAAUGCCGAUAUCAAUUUAUUACGUGAAUUUCAAAAAAGUAUAAAAAAUAAAAAAUGGAUAAUAGAUGACUCCUCAGAAAAUAAUCAAAAUUAUUAUAUGGGAGGACAAGACAUGCAAAAUGAUGAUAACAAUCAAAAAAUAAAUAAUAAUUAUAACAGAAUAAGCCACAAUAAUAGCGAUUCUUAUAAUGAUCAAAAAAAUAUGAAUAAUACUAGCCAUAAUAGGGAUACAGAAUAUGAUCAAAAUACAAACCUCCCUCACAUAAAUUAUUCUAUUACAAAUGACGAUUCAAAUGGUCUUAUGGAUAUAUCUAGAAUAAGCUUAACAAAUGGAAUUAAUGUGAAUGAUAAAUCUGAUAAUGAAUUAGAAAAUAGUUAUAUAAAUUUUUCAGAAAAUGUUCAUAAUAUUAAUUGCGAAUUAGAGGUUUCUCUAAAUCAGCAAGUUAAUAAAUAUUCUAAUUCAUUAAAUGAGUUUUCUACAUCUAUAAAUGAUUCCCAAACUGAUAGGAAUAUUUCUAAUAAUUUUGAUCUUACUGCAUCUAAUAUAUCAAGACAUAUUAUUGAUAUAGAUAAUAAGCUAUCACCCAAAAGCAAUUAUAAUUAUAUUACUAAAUUAUCAGCGAAUAGAAAUUUUGAUAAUACCGAUUUACAAAUUUCGUACAUAGAAAAUGAAAUACAAAACAAGAUAAAGGAAUUUGAUAUUUUUCUGGGCCAACAUUUUGAGAGAAAAUGUAAUCACGUUCUUAACAGAAUUGAAAAGUUACUUUCCUGUGAUUUUUUUAGUAAUAACUGA